GUGUGUAUGUGUGUAGGCUACAUGUGUGUGUUGCCUGGCAUCUAGAGUGCCGGGAGAAUGUGUGCGCCUCCUCAUGCGCCAGCCUCUAAAAGUCUCCACUCCUACGGGCGGUUGUUCUUUCUUUCUUCAUCAUCAUCGCGUUUUGGUCAUUUUUGUCUCACCUUGCCACUGACGCUUGAAUGUUGAUACAACGACGCGCAUGCGUUGCUCUCGGAAUCAUUUGUGCAGCCUAAGUUUGCAUCCCUGAGAUCUUGUGGUCAAAGUCGUCGGCAGGAUCCGAGUUAGUGAUGUGGACUACUCUGGACCGCGGAUGCUGGGGAGUCUCGUGCUUGUCCUUGCUGGCGAGUGUGGUCUGCGGGGCGCAAAGCGCUAACGAGCCUAGCAACAUGUCCUAUGUGAAAGCCACCGUGGACAAGCUGCUGAAGGGCUAUGACAUCCGUCUGCGGCCUGAUUUUGGAGGCGCCCCCGUGGACGUAGGCAUGAGCAUAGACAUCGCCAGCAUUGACAUGGUGUCUGAAGUCAACAUGGACUACACCAUCACCAUGUACUUCCAGCAGUCCUGGAGAGACAAGCGCCUCUCCUACACAGGCAUUCCUCUCAAUCUCACCCUGGACAACCGUGUGGCAGACUCGCUGUGGGUCCCUGACACUUACUUUAUUAAUGACAAGAAGUCCUUUGUACAUGGGGUGACGGUGAAGAACCGGAUGAUCCGACUGCAUCCCGAUGGAACUGUGCUCUACGGUCUCAGGAUCACCACGACAGCUGCCUGCAUGAUGGACCUGCGCAGAUACCCACUGGAUGAGCAGAACUGCACCUUGGAGAUUGAGAGCUAUGGAUACACCACUGACGACAUUGAAUUCUACUGGCAGGGAGGAAGCAACGCCGGCUCAGUUACUGGGGUGGAGAACAUCGAGCUGCCCCAGUUCGACAUCAUAGACUACCAAACGCUCUCCAAGAAAGCUGUGUUUGCUACAGGCUCUUAUCCACGGCUGUCCCUGAGCUUUAAGUUGAAGAGGAACAUUGGCUAUUUCAUCCUGCAAACCUACAUGCCCUCCACCCUGAUCACCAUCCUGUCCUGGGUCUCCUUCUGGAUCAACUAUGAUGCCUCGGCUGCUAGAGUAGCCUUAGGUAUAACUACGGUGCUGACCAUGACCACCAUCAAUACCCACCUUAGGGAGACUCUACCCAAGAUCCCCUACGUCAAGGCCAUUGACAUUUACCUUAUGGGUUGCUUUGUCUUUGUCUUUCUGGCCUUGCUGGAGUACGCCUUUGUCAACUACAUCUUCUUCGGUCGAGGUCCUCACCUGCAGAAGAAGGUGGCAGAAAAGGCCGCCAAGUCCAACAACGAAAACAAGAGCAGACUGGAGAGCAACAAAGUGCAGGUUGAUGCCCAUGGCAACAUCCUCCUGACCAACCUAACCAGCGAGAUGAGUGGAGCAGACAUGAUGGGCGUUCUCAACGACCCUCGGGCUACCAUGUUCUCUUACGACAGCGCCAGCAUACAGUACCGCAAGCCGAUGGCCAGCCGAGACCUGUACGGACGACCGGCCAUCGACCGGCCAAUGGGCCACAAGAAGGGUCGCUUGCGGAGGAGGGCCUCGCAGCUCAAAGUCAAGAUCCCGGACCUCACGGAUGUCAACGCCAUAGACAAGUGGUCCCGUGUCAUCUUCCCAAUUGCAUUCACCUUCUUCAACUUGGUCUACUGGCUUUACUAUGUCAAUUAGGGUGGCAGCGGUGGCGAGCCUGUGCAGAAGCACCAAUGUUAAUGGUUUGAUGGAAAAUCUACCUAGAUCUUGUACAGCAAUGAAAAUGAAGAAGCGUUCAGUCCAUUUGUACAAAUCCUGUUUUGGAAUGAGUAGUACUGGAUGUCUUUACAAUGUACAUACAAUUUAAUAUAUAAUAUAUAAAUAUAUAUAUAUAUAUAACAGAGGUAUAAUUUAUUAAAAAUCCUAUCACUUUUGCUGUACUCAUCCAUACAAAAUAGAUAGAUACAAUAAUGGAAUUUAAGACAAAGUAUAGAUAUGUUAUUUCUAAGUUCAAACUUGCCAAAAAGACUUUGGUGACUCCGAAGAUGCAGGCAAUGAUCUUUCCUUUCCUAUCUCUUUUUCUUACCUUCUGUUAUCUCACUUUUUGCAUGUGAAUGGAACACAACCUAUUGUUUGCUUAAUGUAAAACAAAAAACAAGAAAAAAGGAAUCCCAGUGCAAAACGUGUACAGGAGGUACAUAAAACCUUUAACAUGAUCUUGUGACUGAAGCUAGUCCAACUAAUUAACAGAAGAUGUUUGGUUGAAUUCUACGAAGCUCCUAAAGGGACAUGGGGAA
Molecule: messenger RNA, 2323 nt
Organism: Etheostoma cragini (Arkansas darter)
Lineage: Eukaryota; Metazoa; Chordata; Actinopteri; Perciformes; Percidae
Gene: gabrb1
Product: gamma-aminobutyric acid type A receptor subunit beta1
Exons: 9
Coding region: 288-1724 (478 amino acids)
Biological process (GO): chemical synaptic transmission; regulation of membrane potential; signal transduction
Cellular component (GO): membrane; neuron projection; GABA-A receptor complex
Molecular function (GO): GABA-A receptor activity; extracellular ligand-gated monoatomic ion channel activity; neurotransmitter receptor activity
Source: RefSeq, a predicted model, not a curated record